Aspergillus alliaceus is the source of this 3166-nucleotide messenger RNA. Its product is annotated as putative C6 transcription factor. Bases 177 to 2651 code for a protein of 824 amino acids. The transcript is spliced from 5 exons. Gene Ontology annotation, cellular component: nucleus. Gene Ontology annotation, molecular function: DNA-binding transcription factor activity, RNA polymerase II-specific; zinc ion binding; DNA binding. NCBI's taxonomy places the organism in Eukaryota, Fungi, Ascomycota, Eurotiomycetes, Eurotiales, Aspergillaceae. The record is from RefSeq and is a predicted model, not a curated record. Gene Ontology annotation, biological process: DNA-templated transcription; regulation of DNA-templated transcription.
CCCCACUCCCGAAUCUCAUUUUCUUGAUCUGUGACUGGUGCCAGACUAGAUUUGGUUCUUCAUAGAAUCAUUCGGCUGCCGGACCGAGCUAAAGUGAUCACCGAUACAGGCCCCAGUCAUGACGCUGUAGGGAUCUGGUCGUGGAGCUGUUAUAACCCCGACCUCGCUACAGUACCAUGCCGAACGCUGCACCUGCCGUCUCUGCGCAGCAGACUCCUCUGAUAACGCGCUCCUUUGGAGAUCACGAUAGAGAUCAGAGCGCAGAUGAAUCGUGGUCUGCUGGUGAUACCGAAAAUGACCAUGUCGCUCAUAAUGGAAAUGCGUCUCGCGCAUUGAAACGCAAACGCCCCCUCACAGUGUCAUGCGAGCUGUGUAAACAACGGAAAGUCAAAUGUGACCGAGCUCAACCAAGCUGUGGAUGGUGCUCUCGUAAUGGUCAGUUAUGCGAGUACAAAGAACGAAAGAAGCCGGGCCUUCGAGCAGGGUAUGGGAAAGAAUUGGAACAGCGAUUAGAUAGGCUAGAGGUCGUGAUUCAGACACAGGCGCGUCUCAUUGAAACUCAUAUACUACAAACCCGACCUCGGUUAAACCAUGAGUUUUCCCGCCCUGGCCCCCAUUCUUACAGUUCCCCGUCAGAGCCUUCUGCUACUCACAGAACAAGUCCUCGAAAUUCAGCUUACUUCCAAGAACCAGUAUCUGUGCUAGCGCCGCCACGUCAGUCUGAAGCGUCAAUAACCAGCCCUUCAGACAACUCUGUCAGAAAUGUGAUGCAUGGUCAUUUAACAGGUGGUUUAAACCACCCUAUUACCGUCCCACAGGCCCCUGAUGCUACACACCCAAAUGAUUACACGGGUAACGAAUCCUCAUUGAAGGUGCCUGUCAAUCUGUUCUCUAACCAAGAACAAUCAUUCUCGGAUCCGGAACUCGAUCUCCCGCCGUAUGAUCUGUUAUAUGCCCUGGUGGAUCUUUUCUUCGAACAUAUAAAUACAUGGUGCCCUAUUCUACACCGACGGACGACUUUAGAUACCUUUUUCGGCCCCUCCCCUCUCGAGGAAGCUGAUCGCAUGGUACUAUAUGCCAUCGUUGCAACUACCCUUCGCUUCUCGAGCGACAACAGACUCACCGAACAAAAUAGGAAACGAUACCAUGAUUCUUCGAAGCAGAAAGUCCUACUUUAUGGUCUGGAGAGCACCUCGGUGAAGGCACUCCAAGCCCUAGUUAUAUUGGCCUUGGACCUGGUGGGCUCUUCCAAUGGACCUCCCGGGUGGAAAUUGCUUGCUCUGAUUACACGAUCUAUAGUUCAGUUGGGGCUGGCUGUUGAGUCCAAAUCCUCUCUCAUCGCCCCGGUUUACCCAUCGAUUUAUACACUAAGAGCGGUUACUCUUCCAGAGCCGGAGUCUUGGAUUGAAGAUGAAAGCAGGCGCAGGCUUUUCUGGAUGGUAUAUCUCUUGGACCGAUAUUCCACCAUCGCGACGGCAUUUGAUUUUGCAUUGGAUGAUAAAGAUAUCGACCGCAAGCUCCCAUGCAAGGAAGUUUUUUUCAUGAAGAACCAGCCUGUCGAAACUAGAUGGUUUCACCACUCAGGCGACCGCGCUGAUUACCUCAAGUGCGCCGAAAAUGUUGGUUCCUUCGGACUUUACGUCGAGAUUCUCGGAGUCCUCUCCCGCAUUCAUAUCUUUUUGAAGCGACCGGUGGACAUUGGGGCAUUAUCGGACGUUGAAGAGUGGCAAGCAACAUAUCGCAAAUUGGACAGUGAGCUAACUGCCUGGGAGUUUGGUCUUCCAGCUGAAUAUGCCUUCGAAAACUCCUCUAGGCUGUUCAAUAGUUCGAAAGCAAAUAAAGGCCUCUCUUGUGACUGGGUACAGCUUCAUGCCACAUACCAAACUGCGGUCAUCAGACUCCAUUCAUCGGCCGCGUACCCGACAACGCGUUCUCCGAUCUUCACUCCAUCAUACAGUGCUAGUCAGCGUUGCUUGUUUGCGGUCGAGAAUAUUCUUUCUGUGACACGAUUUGUCGUAGACAACAACAUGCUUGACAAACUAGGCCCUCCCUUUGCCUUUACACUCUGGGUCUCUGCGCGCUUACUACUUGUUCAUGGUUCUACGAUUGCUCAUAACGUGAGCACUGAUAUAAUCUUCUUUGUUGACACGCUUGCUCAGAUGGGAAAAUACUGGAAGGUGGCUGAGCGUUACAGCACAAUCCUGCAGCGUGUUCUUGACGAAUAUGGCGAAUAUCAACAAUCUGGUAUUGAUGAAGCCGAGCGUGUAACGCCAUCCACCGUGAAGAUUCUUGCGGAUAUGAGACGCUGUGCUUUUGACUUGGACUUUUUGAUAUCCCGACAGCCACGCUCCUCCCCUGUUGGCGGCCAACUAACUGUACCAACGCCUGCUACGCAUCCACGAAACCUUGCGCCUAAUGAAUUAGAAUAUCUCGAUGUUUUCGGUUUUUUCAAUGUGCCACGAGUACCUGCUGCCAGAGCUCCUGAUAUCGCUGGUCUUGAUAUUAGCGAGACGGUCAACAAUCCUAUGUCAAUACACGGUCUAACGGGGACUGUUGUAGAUGGUGCUUCCUCAAAUACAAACGAAUUCAAUAUUACGAACUACUUGAUUCCGACUCCGGAGACAGACUGGCUAUUCCGACCAGAGGGCUAAUGACCACCACAUAACAGACUACAUUUUCGGAUAUUCUCUGUACCACAUAACGAAAAUAAAGGAGACAUAUUCUAUUUUCGGACUACUCUAGAACAGCAUGCGUGGUAUGCAGUCUUUGUACUUGCCUGAUGGAUACAAUUCGGCUUUCCGCUGCGGAUUCGAUCACAGGGCGACGACCUUUGUCAAAAUGCGCAACCGCAGUCAAACUUGCAUCUGAUAGAGCUUAAUUGGUAUCACAAUACUGCGAAGGUGCUACUGAUGAUUUAUUGUUUUGCAGCUGAACCAGGACCAAGAGCGUUGUGGGGAUGCAAUCUUGCACUAGAGUCAAUCUACUCACCCUUAUUUUGUUUGCUUUUUGGAUUGCGCCGUUACCAAAUUCGAGACAGAUCCAAGGUUUCCCGACAUACCGUUACAUUUAACAUAGGUCACUGCGGCCUUUUUGGAUAAUAUUACUACAUCACUACUAUAUCAGAUAGUGUCUAACUAUCGAGGGCUCUGAGAUUACAAGGUGCCGG